Messenger RNA from Rhagoletis pomonella (apple maggot), 1532 nucleotides. It is a transcript of the gene CAH9, whose product is annotated as carbonic anhydrase 2. Gene Ontology annotation, molecular function: zinc ion binding; carbonate dehydratase activity. The record is from RefSeq and is a predicted model, not a curated record. The transcript is spliced from 7 exons. Gene Ontology annotation, cellular component: cytoplasm. Bases 337 to 1266 code for a protein of 309 amino acids. Lineage: Eukaryota; Metazoa; Arthropoda; Insecta; Diptera; Tephritidae.
GCCUACGGGUGCGUUUUCUCGAUCAGCCGCACAGUCCGACGACUUCAGUUGGGAAGUUGUCACCCACCGUUGUGGUGCUGUUAUUCCGGACAUAUUUCCGCACCUGUACAUAUGUGCCUAUCUAUCUACCCACCUACAUUUAUUAACAUUUGUUUGCUACCUUCCUUUGUGGUAGUGCACGAUUUAGUUGUUACUGAUCAGUGAUCACUUUUACGCGUGACGAUCGUUGGUGCGAUUUUUAGUUUGUCACAAGAUUUCGCGUAGUAAAAAUCGUAAUUAGUUCAGCUGUUGUCGAACGCUGGACAAGGCGCGGAUUUUCAAUUUAACAGAUUAAAAAUGAAAGUGUUUUUAGUGUUGGCUGUGCUAUAUAUGCUUUACCAAGUAACUGCCGGCUCUCGCUUUGGCUACUCGGAACCGAAUCAACGUCGUUGGGCACGGCACCAUGGCCACUGUGCUGGCAAGACGCAGUCACCAAUCGCUGUACAUUCGUCUAAAGCUAUUCCAUUGAAUAUGCCAGCCAUCGAUAUGAUUGGCUAUCACAAUUUGUUGCCGAAUCCUCUUGUUAUGGUCAACAAUGGACAUACGGUCGCUAUCAAUAUACCCAAGCUCAGUGAGGAGGCGAAGUCAAAUGGCGAUUUUAUGCCAUACGUGCGUGGCGCUAAGCUACCUGGCGAUUUCGAAGUCGAGAGUGUACACUUCCAUUGGGGCGAUAAGAACAAUCGUGGCGCUGAGCAUGUGAUCAACGACAUCCGUUAUACAAUGGAAAUGCAUAUUGUGCAUCGCAAUAAGAAAUAUCCAACACUUGGUGAUGCGCUGGAAUUUGCCGAUGGUGCUGCUGUGCUGGGAUUCUUUUUCAAUUUAGAUGAGGAUGAAGGUGCAGGAUUAACAACAAUAUGUCGUCAUUUGCAUUUGAUACCGGAAGCGAAUGAUGCUGUCAAUUUAACAGUUACUUUUUCUCUCGCAUCCUUGAUUGCUAAUGUGGAUGUGGAUAAAUUCUAUACUUACAAAGGUUCACUCACAACGCCCCCCUGCUCGGAGGCCAUCACAUGGGUGCUCUAUCCCGAUCCCAUACCCAUCUCACCCAAACAGAUUGCACGCUUCCGCCAGCUGCAAGAUACACAGGAUGGUGCGUUGGUGGAUAAUUAUCGGCAGUUGCAGCCGGUGGGUAAUCGUCGAGUUUUUAUGCGUAAUGGCAAUACGAGGCAUACGCAUGUACAAGCUUUGAAGCAGGAAUUGGACUAUAAGAAAUGGGAUUGGUAUAAUUGAUUGGUCAUAAGCAAAUUAUUUGGAUAGCGUACUCGUUCCACAUUAAGCGGCCAUUUGUUUUUGUAAUCGAUUCUUAGUUAAUUAAAUGUUUAAUUUAUUAUUUGUGUACUUAAUUGCGCUGUUGUAAUUUUAGUAUGCUUAGAAUGUGCAUUUAACCACUUUGUAUAUAUGUAUGUAUGUAUGUAAGUAGUUGCAUGUAAAGUUUUAUAAUUCUAAAUAAACAUACAUAUACGACUGAAAUGCUCAUAAGUAUUCACAUUUGUGUU